GGCUAGGCUACAGCAAGAAAUUUCUAGAAAUCAAGCGUAUGAAUCCGACGUGAAAAAAUGAAUAUUAAAUCAGAAAGUAGUGUAAACAAUUAAGCAAGUAACAAUACGUUAAAGUAUUGGGUGGCGCUUGUAAAUAAUAAUAUAAUGGUUCCUAUUUGGUUUCGGACACUUGUAAAGAAUCACGUGUUUAGUUUCAUUUAAUCUGUCCUAACUUAAUACAAUAUCAAAACACACUUGUGGUGAUGAUACUGGAAAGUGAAAACACAUUUUACACACUCACAAUAAAUUACCACAAUACUGACACAACUCUGUAUUACUGUAUAUAACCACUUUUAAUACACACAAAAAAUCUGUAUAUAACCAUAAGCUCUCCUUCACUUCAUCUUCAACAAUUUUCUCCACCAAUAUCUAUCUAUAGCUUUAGAGAAAGCGAGAAACACAAAAUGGUGAGCUUCGAGAGGGUUCCUUUACUGUUAGGGUUAGUUCUGGUUCUAACUCUGGUCGGAGCUCCGACCAAAGCCCAAGGACCUGUUUGCCGUCAAGCUGAGACAUUUAGCCGAGCUAGCUUCCCUGAAGGAUUUCUUUGGGGAACAGCUACUGCAGCGUUUCAGGUUGAAGGAGCUGUUGAUGAAGGUUGCAGAGGUCCAAGCAUGUGGGACACUUUCACUAAGAAAUACCCACAUAGAUGCCAAAAUCAUAACGCUGAUGUUGCUGUUGAUUUCUACCAUCGUUACAAGGAAGAUAUCAAGUUGAUGAAAGACCUCAACACUGAUGCUUUUAGACUUUCUAUCGCGUGGCCCAGAAUCUUCCCCCAUGGAAGAAUGUCUAAGGGAAUAAGCAAACAAGGAGUCCAAUUCUACCACGACCUCAUCGAUGAGCUUCUCAAAAACAACAUAACUCCACUAGUAACAGUCUUUCACUGGGAUACUCCUCAAGACUUAGAAGAUGAAUACGGUGGUUUCCUCAGUGGUCUCAUUGUGAAGGAUUUUACGGAAUAUGCAAACUUUACUUUCCACGAAUACGGACACAAAGUGAAGAACUGGAUCACAUUCAAUGAGCCAUGGGUGUUUAGUCGUGCCGGUUACGACGUCGGUAAAAAGGCUCCGGGACGUUGUUCACCGUACAUCGAAGAAUGGGGAAAGCACUGUGAAGAUGGACGGUCAGGAUUCGAAGCUUACCAAGUCAGUCACAAUUUACUCUUGGCUCAUGCUUAUUCCGUUCAAGCCUUCAGACAAUGCAAACAGUGUGCUGGGGGUAAAAUUGGAAUUGCCCACAGUCCAGCUUGGUUCGAACCAGCCGACCUUGAGACUGUUGGAGCUCCCAUUGAACGUGUUCUUGAUUUCAUCCUGGGAUGGCAUUUGCAUCCAACAACAUUCGGAGAUUAUCCACAGUCGAUGAAGGAUCGCAUUGGUCAUAGAUUACCAAAAUUCACAGAAGCUGAAAAGAGAAUUUUAAAGGAUUCUGCAGAUUUUGUAGGAAUGAAUUAUUACACUUCAAUGUUUGGAGCUCAUAUGGACGAAGCAGGUUCUAGUAAGAACCCUAGUUGGACGACAGAUUCUCUUGUUAAAUGGGAAAGCAAGACUGUGGAUGAAUACAAAAUUGGUAGCCUGCCUGCUGGUGGUAAACUGGCUGUGUACUCAAGAGGAAUGAGAAAGCUUUUGAAGUAUAUCAAGGACAAUUAUAAAGACCCGGAAAUUAUGAUCACCGAGAAUGGAUAUGGAGAGGACCUUGGAGACCUUCACAAUGACGUGAAGACUGGGACAAAUGACCACAACAGGAAAUAUUAUCUCCAAAGGCAUCUCUUGAGUUUGCAUGAAGCUAUUUGCGACGACAAAGUGAACGUUACGGGAUACUACGUGUGGUCUUUGAUGGACAACUUUGAGUGGCAAGAUGGUUACAAGGCGAGGUUCGGGCUUUACUAUAUCGAUUUCCUCAACAACUUGACUCGUCACCAGAAAGUUUCGGGCAAGUGGUAUGCUGAUUUCCUUAAGCCAGGAUUUCCAACUUCCAAGCUAUUGAGGGAAGAACUCUAAGAUCAAGAAUCCAAAUCUUGAAUCCUACGAAAAAAAAAUAGUUUAUUGCAAGAGUCUUGUUCUUGAUGAGGAUUAGUAUCAGUUUGUGUGUUCUACGUACGGAUCAUGUUUACCGUUUUUAUCUAUGGUUUCUUCCGAUGUGUAAGCUGUUUAAGUUUUAAUCGUAAUAAUAAUCGUUGUUUACAACAACAAAGUAAUGACAUGGUGUUGUCUUUUUUGUUGAAAACGACAUUUCAAAUCUGCAGGAGUGUUUGAACGAAAAGAAUAGAUAAGAUUUAGAACCACCAAAUAUCAAUAUUUAAUUCUCUCCCUGAUAA
Thlaspi arvense is the source of this 2350-nucleotide messenger RNA. The record is from the annotation of a GenBank genome assembly. NCBI's taxonomy places the organism in Eukaryota, Viridiplantae, Streptophyta, Magnoliopsida, Brassicales, Brassicaceae.